This is a messenger RNA of Tachyglossus aculeatus (Australian echidna), 1546 nucleotides long. It is a transcript of the gene ZNF414, whose product is annotated as zinc finger protein 414. The record is from RefSeq and is a predicted model, not a curated record. The transcript has 10 exons. Lineage: Eukaryota; Metazoa; Chordata; Mammalia; Monotremata; Tachyglossidae. The coding region runs from base 1 to 1326 and encodes 441 amino acids.
AUGAGGGCUGCGGUGUCGGAACUGGCUGAUGGAGUCUCCUUUAACGGCGCCGUUGAAGAUGGCGCCGACGUGAGCGCGGCCCCGCGCCGCCGGGGGAGCCGGAUUCGAACAAAGGCCCCGGGCGGGGGCGAGGGGCGUUCGGGGAUGGAUCAACAGGAAGAAAAACCAUCUCCAGGGUCAGGGGGCCAGGCUGGCCCUGCCCCAGUCCCUUUCCCUGACCUCUAUACCAGCUCCAGCAGGAACCAAGGACCGAAGCUGGAGAAGGACCAGCUGGCACCCACCUUCCCUCUGGGUGAUUGCAGUUCUCCGUGCCUAUCCGGCAGCGGCAGAACCAAUGUAGUGCCCAGCACAAGCAGCAGCCGCCACACUCAGGACCUUCGCCUUCAGAAACGUAGGCCUCUCCCAGGAAAACAGUACCCGUGUUCCAGUUAUGGCUGCAAGCUGGUCUGUUCCAGCUCCCAGGAGUUGGCUCACCACCUGAGAAGCCAUUACCUGCCCACCCAAUCCAUGGGGGGGAAACUCUUCCACUGCUCCACUCUGGGCUGUGCAGACACCUUCCCCAGCAUGCAGGAGCUGGUGACCCACAUGAAGGUGCACUACAAACCCAACCGCUACUUCAAGUGUGAGAACUGCCUGCUGCGCUUCCGGACACAUCGCUCCCUCUUCAAGCAUCUGCACGUCUGCUCCGACCCUUCCCGUAGCCCUACUGCGGGCCCCCCUCCUCCUGCCUUGGAGAAGGAGCCCCCUGAGCCAGAACCCUCUGCGGGUCCCAGCCCAGAGGCUGCCCCAUUGCUCUCCCCACUGCCCCUGGGUCCAUCUCACACUCAGCCCUUUCCCCUGCUGGAGCCUUCACUCUUUGAUCCAGCCUCCCUGCCACGCUUCCCUGCUCAGGCCUCCUCGCCCAUGCCGGGGGCCUUCCUGCCCUACCUGCCCCCUUCGCCCUACAGCCUGCCCCCCGGCUCCGGGCAGCAGCGCCUCCGCCCUUUCCUGCCGGCCCAGGCUCUCCCCAUCUCCAAUGCCAUCUGGAAAAAGAGUCAAGGUGUGAGUGGCAGCCCACGCCGGCCCCCCGGGGGCUCCGAGGUGCUUGCAGGUCACUCAUCCAACAGCCGGAUCGUGUGGGAGCACACGCGGGGCCGCUACACCUGCAUGCAGUGUCCCUUCUCCACAGCCUCUCGGCCAGCCAUGACCCUGCACCUCGAGGACCACCGCAAGACCCCACCCCCACCCGCCCGGCUAGACGCACACAUGGACUUUGGCGUGGGUCUGGCCGCCUUCCCUUCCAAGCUGCCUGCAGAGAUGGAGAGCUCCCUUUACUCCCAGCUCUGAUGUCCGCCCCCUGGCUGGCCCCCCACAACUGCCCCACUCCUCACUCCUCCCAGCCCUGGCCCUCAGAGCCCCUUGCCCUCUGGAGUGGGGAGAUGGGAAAACCUGGGGGGUUAUUUUUAUAAUUUAAAGUUGCUUGGCAAUGUUUGUCUAUCUUUGUGGCCCAGCUCCAUCUGGGAGUGAAGGGGUGGGGAGGGGAGAAAUAAAUAGGAAUUGCACAGGA